Molecule: messenger RNA, 1608 nt
Organism: Geosmithia morbida
Lineage: Eukaryota; Fungi; Ascomycota; Sordariomycetes; Hypocreales; Bionectriaceae
Product: Major Facilitator Superfamily
Exons: 5
Coding region: 1-1608 (535 amino acids)
Biological process (GO): L-cysteine transport; transmembrane transport
Cellular component (GO): membrane
Molecular function (GO): L-cysteine transmembrane transporter activity
Source: RefSeq, a predicted model, not a curated record
AUGUCUCGUCAGAAGAUCGAGAUUCAAGCGCCGGGAGACUCCCCGGAUAUUGACACCGGCAUGGAUGACAAACGGGCUCCCAAGUCGACCUCUCGCCGCCUCAACAUUGUCCAAAAGAAUGACGUGGACGACAGUGCUGUCUUCUACAAUCAGAACAAGGACAGAGUACAGCCCCUGUCGCCCGAGCAGCAGCAGAGACUCGUCCGCAAGAACUUUUGGUGCCUGCUGGCCCAGACGUGGUGGAUUGCCUUCCUCAUCCACCUGGACAAGUCUACACUGUCGCAGGCAAGCACCAUGGGCAUCUUUGACGACGUGGACAUGACCAAGAACCAGUACAACGACCUGUUCGUCGUCUUCUACACGGGCUAUCUCAUCGCCCUGUGGCCCGGCGCUGCCCUGGCACAGCGCAUCGGUCACAAGCACUUCAUUGUCGGUUCCCUAGUGCUCUGGGCAUUGCUGCUGGGAAUGCACCCGGUUGUCAAGACUGGCAGGUCGCUGAUAGCUCUGCGUUUCCUGCUGGGCAUGACCGAGUCGCAGAUCGUUCCAUCGACCACCGUCCUCCACCAGGCCUUCUUCCCGCCCAAGAAGAGCCCGUGGGUGCAGCUUCUUUGGUGGGCCUCUGGUAGUCUUGCGAACGUCCUCCUGACCAUGGUCGCGUAUAAGCUGAUCAAGGACGACAACGCCGGCGCCUUGGUCGGGGGCAUCAACUCAUGGAAGUGGCUUCACAUCAUCUGCGUCAUCCUGACGUUUACCGUGUGCAUCCCGCUGUUCAUAUUCCUGCCGAACUCCCCCGUUGAUGCCAAAUGGCUGUCGACGGAGGAAAAGGUGCACACCAUCUCCGCCAUCCGCGAAACGCAUUCUGGAAUAUGCAACUCGACCCUCAAGUGGUCCCAAGUUCGCGAGUGCUUCACAGACCCCAAGAGCUGGCUGUUCAUCACCCACAUGUUCUUCAACGAGCUUCCCAACAAUACGUCUCAGCAGCUGCCGCUCAUUGUCGUGGGCUUUGGAUUCACCCCGGCCGAGAGUGCCCUGUUCAAUAUCAUCAAGCCUAUCUGGGGCUCCAUCCUCAUCCUCGUGUCGGCCGCCAUGCUGUACGCCACCGAUCUGGGCGUCGGAUACACCUGUGCGAUAUCGUAUAUACCUUGUUUCGUGGGUGGGAUCAUCAUGCUUGCCGCUCCUUGGUCAAACAAAGUCGCACUCGUCGUCGGCACGCAGAUUUCAACCUUCAAACCGUCCUACCUUCUCGGUCUUUCAUGGGCCGGUACGACAACCAUUGGCUACACGAAAAAGCUUUGUGUGAUGUCGACCUGCAUCAUAGCUGCUUCAGUAGCAAACAUGAUCUCCCCAGAGUUUUGGCAGGAAAAGUAUAAGCCACGAUACGUGCUGCCCUGGUCAUUCAUGACGGCCUUUUGGUUCAUCUCUCCUGCCAUGUGCCUGAUCAUCCGCUUUUACCUGCAGAGGGAAAAUACUAUCCGAGAGAAGGCAGCGCGAGAUGCGGACGAAAAUAGUGAUGACGCGCUUGACGUCGACCAAGGCGUUCUACAGCUUGGAAAGGAAGAUCUGGACUUGACCGACAGAGAGAACCUCAAGUUUGUCUACCCGCUUUAG